Molecule: messenger RNA, 2000 nt
Organism: Colossoma macropomum (tambaqui)
Lineage: Eukaryota; Metazoa; Chordata; Actinopteri; Characiformes; Serrasalmidae
Exons: 5
Coding region: 135-1886 (583 amino acids)
Source: RefSeq, a predicted model, not a curated record
GUUGGAAAACUGGAGCCGGAGAGGACCGUAACAACAAGACGGAGUCAGUCACAGAAAAAACACUCUGUUUGCAUUUAAGAAAGUGGAUAUCCUCCUUUCUUCUCUGCUAAGCUGUCUUUUAUUCGUCCAAUACCAUGGAGGUGGAGGACCCCAUAACUGCCAAAUUUCAGACUCUUGUUGAGUCACUCAUGGCAAAAACAACCUCAGAGAUUGUGAAGGUUUUUGCUGAGGUGCUCUUGGAAAUAAGGCUGGAGAUUUCCCAAAGCUGGAGCAGAAUUGAUGAGCUUAAGCUGGAAGAGAGCGAGGAGCAGAGCACAGAGGACCUUUUCAGAAGUGAAGCAACUGUCAACUUUAAAAGAGAAAUGGAGGAGGUGCUCGUGUCAGAUGAUGUAGCGCAAAUGCCUAGAGAUACCACCACUGAGAACACAGGCAUCACACAGAGCAGUGUGGUGAUCCAUGAGUCAGAAACUUCACAGACCACACCAUCUGAUACAUCUGAUAAUAACCAGUCUGUAAAUAGUCCAAACCAAACUCAAGGGGGCCAAGUGUCCCGGACAGUAGUUAAACGUAAAAGAGGUCGUCCAGCUAUAUCACCCAGAGUCACAGAGCAUCAAAAAUCAACGGUCGAAGUUGUGUCAAAGUCUCCACUUCAGGCUAUUUCUAUGGUCAGUCCUCUGCAACCUUCUUGCAGCUCCUCCACCCUGGCCUCUGCCUCCCCCAACACAGAGGCUCUGGCUUUAAACACAGACUUUCUUGCUGCAGAAGAUAUCCAGGAUGAGGAGACAGCUGUCGACGAAAAGGGCAUUCCUGGUUUUCACCAUGUGGAAAGACUAGCUGAGUACCUAGUGGAACUGCGAAAUCUGACUACCAUGACCCUGACAAAUCAGCAAGCCAGCAUGAUCAUUGACCUGUGGCAGAAUCUGGACACCUGGGAUAAGCAGCGGAUAGUUUCUGUUGCUCAGAACCAGGGCAGGUUGUUGACUAACCAUUUCCAGUCACCAGAAAAAGAGGCCACUUUCACACCAGGUUUGGAGAGCACAACAAAACGUGACCUAGGAGCAAGUGUCUCAUCAGCACAGCGGCCUGACUGCUGCCGCUUGUUAGAAGCCAUUUUUGUCAGGCUCUGUGAUAUCCACUGCAGUCCCCAGAAAAAACAUGAGGGAACGCUUACACAAUGGACAUCAAUUCUGCAAGAUUAUAGAAAGAUCAGAGGGCUUGUGUUGGGGAACAGUGCAGUAAUACAAGGUACAUCCCUGCAGUUAGUAGAUGUGAAUCAGAACUCAUUGAUUCAGUGGCACAAUCACCGCAUAAAAGACCAGGGUUUGACUGUAUUGCUCAAGGAGGACCAUGCUCCAUCACUACCAGAAGUUGAGGACCCACUUGUGCAGGCCAGACUUCUUCCAGUAGAACCCACCCAACACCAGUCAUUGGCACAAGACUAUAUGCCUCCAGAAAGUAUAGCAGGACAUCCCAGACUAAAGGGAAGGGAUAUAGGUGAACCACCAGCAAUUAGGCCAAAGCUGUCUACACAGAGGGAGCUGUUUGGGCCAGCUCCAAAACCUGCGCAGUACUUGCAAGUGGUGCCACACAUUUCAGUCAGGGCAGCACCAGUGUUGCAGGCAUUGCAUGUGCUCCAGCCAAUGCCCACUUUUGUCUGUGCCCCACCUCAGAACACCAUACAACAAUGUGCUACCCAGGACCCUCCCCAGCCCCGCCAGAAACGUGCCUACAACAGAGUAGUGCAGGGAAACACCUGUAAAAAAUGCGGCCAGUUUCGCUCAGCAGUCACUGGUCAUAGCCAGUACAAAGGAAUUGUUUACUGCCCUCAAACUGAAACACUGGACAAAAAACAGUGGUUGGAAAAGAUGAGAAAAAAAUGUAAAUAGUUUUUUUUGUUGUUUUGUUUUUGUCAGAGUAAAUAGUAGGUUGUAAAUAAUUUUAAUAUCUGCUAAUAUCUGCUUAUUCAUAUGUUGUCAUUUUGUAUAAAUGACAAUAAAGCC